This is a messenger RNA of Pelmatolapia mariae (spotted tilapia), 3378 nucleotides long. It is a transcript of the gene adgrg6, whose product is annotated as adhesion G protein-coupled receptor G6. Gene Ontology annotation, cellular component: plasma membrane. The transcript is spliced from 26 exons. Gene Ontology annotation, molecular function: laminin binding; G protein-coupled receptor activity. The record is from RefSeq and is a predicted model, not a curated record. Lineage: Eukaryota; Metazoa; Chordata; Actinopteri; Cichliformes; Cichlidae. The coding region runs from base 107 to 3358 and encodes 1083 amino acids. Gene Ontology annotation, biological process: cell surface receptor signaling pathway; adenylate cyclase-activating G protein-coupled receptor signaling pathway; heart trabecula formation.
GCCGGGAUGCAUCUAUGACUGGGUGAAGGUGAAUACAGGCAGCGCUGAAGUUGUGUUCUGUGGUCUGACGGCCAACGGGCUGACGCUAAACUCAACGGGGAACCAGAUGGUGCUGUCUUUUACCUCCGACUUCAGUGUGCAGAAGAAAGGCUUCAGAGUUAGCUUCCAACAUGUUGCUGUGGCCCUGAGGAACCAGAAGAUCAAGAUGAGCAGCGGCGUCGGGCAGAUCACCAAGGUCGCCAAUUCUGUUUCCAUCCCUGCGCUGAGUCAGCUGACCAUAUGCUUCGAGGUGGAGCGCAACAGCCUGAAACAGAAAGAAUGGAUCUUCACUUACUCCAACAACAGCAGCGCCAUGUUGCUGAGUCUUGGUUCCGAUGGCACGGGGAUGAAGAUGGUGGUCGAUGGAGUGGUCUGUCCAAUAGACAACAUCAUCUUACCAUCUGACUUCACUUACUCCAUGAAGUCCUUCUGUGUCAUCUGGACAUCAUCAAAUGGACGUGUGGCGGUUUACUUCAAUGGGAACUACUGGGCCAAGGCCUGCUCCAGCUCCACCGGACACUCCGUGCAGGCUGGGGGAGAAUUCCGGAUAGGAAGUCAGCAGCAGAGCUUCGAUGGGAACAUCUACAACCUGCGGCUGUGGGAUUACGCCAUGUCCAUUCAGCAGCUCGGCGCAUUAAAGUGUGACAACGUGGGGAAUGUCAUUGACUGGGACAACAGCUACUGGACCAUCCCGGCCUCUCUGGCCCAGACGGACACCUCGCUCAGCUGCAGCGUCUUCCCAGUGAGCAACGCACCCCUCAAUACUAACUGUGACUCACCUGCGCUGGGCUGCCCAGAGGAGCAGUUUUACCGAUUUGAGUUUGUUGUGGAUGACAGCAGAUCGCAGACGACACGGGAGACGCUUAAAUCAGCCGUGGCUCUUUGGCUCAAUCAGACCUUUCAGGACUGGAUCCACAAAGUCUACGUGGACAACAUCAGUGUUCAGCUGAGUCCACAGACUGCAGGAAACCUGAGCAGCUACGAGUGCCGUGGUCUGCUGGUUUAUACCGAGAUCACCAACGAGAGCCUGAGCCUCAUCGAUGAUGCGUCUGCCCGGCUCAGACAGGGGAGCGUGGCAGAGGGUGUGGCGAUCCAGAGCGCCUCUGUGGAAGUCAAACGGAUUGAAAAUUGUCCGGAUGACCCGCCUUGGCCUGAAACCAGACCGACCGUUACUCGGUACCAGCCCUGCUUCCCCAACAAGAAAUGGAGGACCUGUUUAAUCAGUUCACUGAACUACUCAUCGUACUGGUCAGAUCCAAACAGCAGCAACUGCACUGAUAUCGACUCCAUCCAAGUGUCAGCAGAAAAUGCAUCUGAUGUAGCGGAGCAGCUCAAAGUGUUCACCAACAACAAGCUGAAUGAGAAAGAGGUGUCUAAAGUGGUGUCAAAGGUGGAACAACUAGUGAACGUAGCCAAGAUCAACAUCACAUUAGCCUCCAGCAUCGUCACCAUCAUCUCUAACGUCAUGAUUGGCUCAGUUACAGUCCCGUCGGCCUCAGACAAAGCUCUGAAGACCAUGGACGAGUUGGUGCAGAAGAUCCAGUUUGAUGGUCCGUCCAUCAAGAUCAAUUCCAAGAAUCUGGCUGUGGGAAUUCUGGCCCUCAACACGACGAUGUUCAACGAAACGACCCUCACCGCCUUCAUGUCUCCAAACAAGUCUGACCCACAGAUCGAUUUUAAUUCUAAGUCUGAGCAGCCGAAUCCUUUAGCUCAGGUCAAACUUCCCGCCUCUCUGCUGUCCAGCGUCUCUCGUGUCGAAGCCGACACACUGUCCAGGAUCAGCUUCAUGUUCUUCAACAGCCCCAGUUUUUUCCAGAAAAAGGAGGAAAAUGAAUUGAUCAGCUACGUAGUAGCGAGCAGCGUGGGGAACUUCUCCAUCCGCGACCUGACGGACCCAGUGAGGAUCGAGAUCGCUCAUCGCUCUGAGCAGGCUUCUGGGAAUCUGGUCUGCGUUUUCUGGGACUUCACUAAGAACGAUGGAACUGGAGGUUGGAACAAAGAAGGCUGCAAAAAAGACUCCACCGAAUCCACGGCCAACAAAACCGUCUGCCUGUGCAACCACCUCACACACUUCGGUGUCCUCCUGGACAUCUCUCAGACUUCGGCCUCCAUCGAUGAAAAGAACAACAAUAUCCUGACCUUCAUCAGCUACAUCGGCUGUGGGAUCUCCGCCAUCUUCUCUGCUGCCACGCUGCUCACGUACAUCGCCUUCGAGAAGCUGCGGCGUGACUACCCGUCAAAGAUCCUGAUGAACCUCAGCACAUCCCUGCUGUUUCUCAACAUGGUGUUCCUGCUGGACAGCUGGCUGAGCACCAUGGAAAACAAUGGGCUGUGUAUGGCUGUGGCCAUUUUCCUCCACUACUUCCUGCUGACCACCUUCACCUGGAUGGGGCUAGAAUCGGUCCAUAUGUACAUCGCUCUGGUCAAAGUUUUUAACACCUACAUCCGCCGGUACAUCCUGAAGUUCUGCAUCGUGGGGUGGGGUCUUCCUGCUGUGCUGGUUGUGAUUGUCGCUGCGGUGGACAAAGACGCGUACAAAGCAGCAGAAUACAAAGGAGGGUCAAAGUUCUGCUGGAUUACCAAUGAAGCCGUCUUCUACACCACCUGCGUCGGUUACUUCUGCCUGGUGUUUCUGCUCAACAUGGCCAUGUUUGUCGUGGUGAUGCUGCAGAUCUGUGGACGCAACGGCAAACGCAGCAACCGCACGCUGCGGGAAGAGGUUCUCCGAAACCUACGGAGCGCCAUCAGCCUCACCUUCCUGCUGGGAAUGACCUGGGGGUUCGCUUUCUUUGCCUGGGGACCGGUCAAGCUGACGUUCAUGUACCUCUUCUCCAUCUUCAACUCGCUGCAAGGUCUCUUCAUAUUUAUUUUCCACUGCGCCUUGAAAGAAAAUGUGCAGAAGCAGUGGAGGAGAUACCUCUGCUGUGGCCGAUUCAAGCUGUCAGACAACUCAGACUGGAGUAAGACAGCUACCAACAACACCAAGAAGGUGAGCUCAGACAACCUGGGCAAGUCUCUGUCCUCCAGCUCCUUUGGCUCCACCACCGCCAACUGGACCUCCAAGGCCAAAGCGACGCUCAACCCGUUCAAACGACAUAGUAACACAGCUAAAUGCUACUCCAGACAGACCAAUCCAAAGUGCAUCUCCUCAUCCUGUUCCUCCUCAGAAGUGGAGCCCAACUCCUCUUCCUCCUCGUCCUCCAUCCUUCCUGUCAGCCAGAUGAUUGACAAGGUGAAAGAUUACUGUUCCACACACUCUGACAACUUCUGCAAGAACAUCAUCAUGCCUGACACCUGCACCCACUGCACCAGGUUUUAGAUUGCCCUCAGCACUUCUGC